AUGUCAGCCCCAUUUCCGAACAUAUACAACCAUCGCAAGGUGGCAGAUUCAUCGGCCAAAUCAUGCGACAUCUGUUACAAGACGAGUACGUCAGUGCUCGUUACGCCCGAUAACAAGGACUUCUUCUUUGUGUGCACUGUGCACCUAAAAGACCGCUACUUUUGCACGCCAAAGAUUGAUGAAGAGGCCAUCAAAGCCAAAAGAGAGCGAGAGUUGGAGGCUGAAAAAGAAAGGGUGAAAAAGGAGUACGAAGAAAAACAGCGGAAAAAGAAGGAAAAGGCGGAAAAGGACAAGAAGGAGAAAGACAAGGACGAGAAGAAGAAGACGGACAAAACGGACGACAAGAAUGAUGAGGCCGAGAAAAAGGAAGAAAAUGACAACGGCGAGGCCGAGGCAGAAAAGGAAGAAGAGCCUCGGACCUUUGAGCUCAAGACUGCGUUUUAUCAACAACGCUUACAAAGAAAACGACAAGCAGAAACUUCAAAGAGAGAUAGAGAACGGGUCUCGCAGCCGGGGUACUUUCCUUCGGUACCGACGGCGCCGCCCUCAAAGUAA
Cordyceps militaris CM01 is the source of this 555-nucleotide messenger RNA. RefSeq lists its product as uncharacterized. Gene Ontology annotation, biological process: vacuolar transport. The transcript is spliced from 4 exons. Gene Ontology annotation, cellular component: endosome. NCBI's taxonomy places the organism in Eukaryota, Fungi, Ascomycota, Sordariomycetes, Hypocreales, Cordycipitaceae. The record is from RefSeq and is a predicted model, not a curated record. Bases 1 to 555 code for a protein of 184 amino acids.